AUGGCUGUCCCGCUGCCCGUACAACUCCAGCAAGGAGAGCUCGGCUACCGCAACGACAGUGGCGAGGCAAGUCGCAGCGGCAGCGACAGUGUGGCAUGGAGCCGUGACACCAGUGACGACCCUCAGAGUGGCGCCGUCCGUGGACUCGGCCGCGUGGCCCCCGUCCUUCGCCGACGCGUUCUCGAAGAAGCUCCUGCCGAAAAGAACUUCACAAAAAAAUCCACGAUGAAGCGCGCGGGCGCCGCUCGGGGUGCCGCGGCCGCUCAGGUCGCCGCGAAGUCGGAGGUCUUCUCCCACAUGGACGCCGUGCGCACCUGCAGAGAAUCAUCCUUCUUUUUCCCGAAGAACGGCCAGCAGGCGAAACUUGGCCUCAACGGCCGGGGCACCGUCACACAGGUCUGCACAUUCGAGGGCUCUCUGGAGGACUAUCUCCAGCUCCGCUCGACGGACGGGAGCAGCUCCGGCGAAGGCUUGUCUUCGUCCGCAUCCGAACGCGGCUGCUCAGAUGACAAAGCCAUCAGCGCGGCAAGCUCUGUGGACGGCGCGACGCCCGCCAGAAACGUCUCUGAGGCGUCUCGACAGUCUUCGCAGCCCGCUGCUGCAGAGGGUGGCGACCUCGAUGCUGCAUCUGCCGGCUGCCUGGAGGAUGGUGAACGCCAACCCUCGGCGCAAAGCAGCACUGGAGCCGCCGCAUCUACCCGAGAGCGAAGCGACGCUUCUCAGGGGUCUUUGCCGGAGGUCGCUGACGAAUCUGCUGCCGGAAGCGAGGAGACUGCACCGGCGGAGGAGCCCAGGGAAGACGCGGCUAAGCCGAAAACUGGACGCCUUAUCGAGCUCGAGAUGAAGGACGGCUGCGUUGUCUGGCCUACAGAUCGCCCCGUCAUUCCGCUGCCUUUGUGGCAGCUGACAAGCUUCUCGCAUGAACCCCUGACAGCUGAACAGUGGGCUCAGCUUCCAACUGUCGGCACCGCAGGCCCAUACUCCCAGCUGCUCGAAGCUCCGCUUGCUGCCCUCUCGCCGGCGGAAAUUCGCCAUGCAUACGUGCCAGGUCUCCUGAGCAGACUUCGAGGAAUGUCGAGCACGCCGAUGCCUCAGCCGGUCGCGCUUCCCCCACUCAAGCUACCAGUUGGCUGCGAGGCGCCCCCCCUCUCUGUCCAAAUCGGCACCGUUCAGUCGAUUCCAAGCGCGGCGGAGAAAUCUGGUCAAUCGACCCGCCAGAUCUCCGGUGCUGCCAACCAGCCAAGGAGGAGCAACAGCUUCUCGUCGGGCCCCGUGUUUCCUUCUCUGAACAACCAAGCCACCGGCGGCUCUCGCGGCGUGAUGUACGCCAACUUCUCGAACAAACACUUCAUCCAGCACGUCCCCACCGGCGCCGAAGGCGAGGUCCUGAGGACGGAAGACGAUGGAGCUUCCCUGAUCGUCAGGAUCAAGAACGGACGCGUCAAGAAGUUCGCGCGCUCGGACUGCCGCGUGACCAAGGCCGUGUGCACGCCGACCAAGGCUCCCUCUGAGCGCCAACUUACAGCUGCAGCGCACCACCACGCUCUGGCGAUGUUGAUUAGCCGCGCCAACCGCGCUCAACAGGAAGCCGCUGCUCUGCCGCUGGGCUUGCAGAAGAACAACGCUAGCCUCGGCGCAAAGCCCGAGCAGCAAAACGCAACAGUCAGCAACACGACUCAACUGCUGCCGCCCUGCCUCGGCCCCAGAUCCAAGUCGCUCCUCAGCCUGUUCUCCUUUGGCAAGACGGAUGUCGCUGAGGCUCCCACGAUUGCUGCGCAGAGCCAAGGGAAAAAUUUGUCGAUCAACCCCGCUUUGCGAGGCGCAGACCAAAUCCCCAAAAUCGACGACUUGGUGAAGAUUGCCCAGGAGCACGCGAUUAACACCGCGACGAACACUCUCUGCAUUGCUGGGCCCACGUCGGAGCCUAGCAUCCGAGAGAUUGGCAGCCACGUGGCAGUCGAGGCCGUGCGCACCAAGAAGUACGUCCUCGACGAUGGCGAAGAAGGUUCUAUGGUGCCUGUCUUCUCCAGCGAGAGCCAGGCACUCCAGGCUCGAGAAGCGGAGGAAGCGAGAAGGCGCCAGCAGCAGCAGGCCGCCUUGCCCUUGGAUCCGACUCAAAUCUUGCUGGAGCGGCACCGCGAGCUGGAAGAGCUGAAGCGACAGCAACUGAAUGCUCAGGAGGACGAGAUUAUCUACGCGCAAGACGCACCUGACGCGACGCGAGCUCCGGGUAUCGUUUCCCCCACUGUCAUCAAGGAGACGCUGGUUGUUCCUCCGAAGGACAGCGACAACACGCGCCACCUUGUGCGCGCGCCUGGCAUCGUUCACCCACUUGUCGAAGACGCACCGGAUCUCGAGAUCAUUCGUCCCGCUGCCAGCCAGGCACCGGGCUCUCAGAUGCCUAGCAACUCCUACGCGGCCGAGGAAACCGCUGGUGGUGUCGAGUGGUACGCGGGCCUCCAACAGCAGAUGCGGGCUCAGCUGAUGCAGCACUACGCGCAGACUGGCGAUCUCCAAGCUGCGACUGCGGCACUGACUGGCGCUGGCAUCCCUCUGCCGGCAAGUUGCGUCCCGUUCCCCUUCAACAUGGGAGCGCCCAAUGUCCAAAGACGCCAGGCUAAGGUGCUCAGGGACGAAGCUGAUCAGAUCCAGUUCGCCCCCAUUGCCUGA
This is a messenger RNA of Besnoitia besnoiti, 2670 nucleotides long. RefSeq lists its product as uncharacterized. NCBI's taxonomy places the organism in Eukaryota, Apicomplexa, Conoidasida, Eucoccidiorida, Sarcocystidae. The record is from RefSeq and is a predicted model, not a curated record. The transcript is spliced from 8 exons. Bases 1 to 2670 code for a protein of 889 amino acids.